AUGAGUGCAAUUACACAAACUGCGGUCCAUCGCAUUGGCAAAUGGACUGAUGCCAAGUUCAACAAGAAGCCAUCAUUGCAACAAUAUACCAGCUCACCAGCUCAAAACACGGCAGAUAAAUACAGUGGGCAUUCACAGGAGGCAUGGCAACAAGACUCUUCCUCCACCCAUCCGACACCAACGCCACCAUCACCAAGGACGCUAGAGCUGAAGCCCCAAGGCCACACCAUGGUCUGCACGUCCGAGUACGGACCGCUGCUCACCAUCACCUUUACCUCCAACUCGAUCGGCAACGACAACGACGCUCCGCACCUCAUUGCCCUGCGCGGCAACGCCGCCGGGCCGCAGAUCGCCUCGGCCCGCUUCCACCAGUGGACGAGCACCAAGACGGACCUCGAGCUGCACGGGCAGACGACCAAGGUGCGGAGGGAGAUGCACAGCGCGACGGGCCUGGGCAAGAUCAAGUGGGAGCGCGACGGGACCAAGGGGAUGAAACUGACGACGGCGGCUGCCGGUGGCAAUGGAGGACGCAAGGAAGUGAUUGCGCGGUUCGGCGCCACGCACAAGAGUAGGCGGAACCGCGGCUCGGGUCAGUUUGACCUUUUACAGGAUGGCAUGGGCACGGCUCAGCUGGAGGAGAUUGUGGUCUCGUGUCUUGUUGAGCGCGAGCGCAUGAGGAGGGCGGGCGAGCUGGUCGAGGAUGGAAUAUGGGAAUUAUUCAUGGCCAGCAUUGGGCUUUGA
Molecule: messenger RNA, 741 nt
Organism: Pestalotiopsis fici W106-1
Lineage: Eukaryota; Fungi; Ascomycota; Sordariomycetes; Amphisphaeriales; Sporocadaceae
Exons: 2
Coding region: 1-741 (246 amino acids)
Source: RefSeq, a predicted model, not a curated record